AACACUUCACAUGAGAUAUUUUCAAAUAACACGAGUAACAUGCUUAUACUACAAUAAUUUGAUGAUUAUGAAUAUAUAUUUUUUUGAAUAGGAAGUAAUGAAUACUGUGUAUCAAAAAAGAGAGGACAAGAUAUGUAAGAAAAUCAUGGGAUUAAUUAACAAUUAUAUUUUAAGAGUCCUAAUAAUGGAGAUCAAACAAAAAAAAAAAAUUCUUGCUGUGAACAAUUUAUGUGAUACUGACAAAAAUAAAAAAUCACCGUUUAAAUAAAAAAAAAAACAAAAUAACACCUGGCCGGCUGGCCGGGCGGUCAUGUGCGUGGAGUGGUUGUCUAUUGUCACCUAAACUUGAAUAUUUUUAUCAUUAGCGCCAUAUUUUGUUUUCCCGCCCACUCCUAAACGACACCGUUUUCGGUGAUGGUCCUUCGUUUCCCCUUUUCCCGCCUAUAAUAUUAUCAGCCCUCGCCGUUUUCAUUUAUUUCGCCCAGUUUUCAUCUUCAAAGUUCAAGGUUCAAAGCAUCAUCGUUCAGAUCUUCUUCUUCCGCCUAUCAUGGAAAAUGACCCAAAUUCAAAGGAUCCAAUCAUCGACUACAGUCAAACCCAGCGUAUUGUUCUGCUAAUCGAUCUCAACCCAUUAACAUUUCUUAAAGACCCAACUCAUUUUCUCAACUCCAUUCUCUCUUCAGCCAAAACCCUCCUUACAUUUCCUCCUCUUUUCUCUUCUCUCUUUGCUUUCAAGCUUUUCUUUUCUUCUCUAUCUCCUCUUCUCUCUUCCUCUAGACUCCACCAUUUUAUAUCUAACUCCAAGCUUUCUCUUUCUUUCGACCACCCCAUCUCCACAUUUCUGUCUAUCUCACAUACCCUCAAUUCUUUACCACCAUUUCAUAUUAACGGAAACCCAUCACUGGAUUCUUCUCCUCGGGCUUCUUGCGUUGCUGCUUCGAUGCGCCAGCUCGUCCACGACUACGCCUGGGACCCCAUUAUCCAGGAACCUGUAACGGGUACGCUUUUGAAUUGUGAUUCAGUUCGCGUGAGGUCUAAUUUGGUUGUUCUGUUUUCACCUUUUUGUAGUUCAGUGAAGUAUUUAUCUGAGUUCUUGAAUGUGGGAAUUGACGAUGAAUGCUUAGAAAACGUGAAUACUUUCUGUGAGAGAUUUUCUGGAUCUUUUGCUAAUGUGAAUGAUGCCCUUGUUAGUAGGGAUAUUCAAUUUAGUUGGGUUGAUGUUCGAUAUGGAAUGGGUGAUGAUGUUGAGGUUGGGAUUGACGAAUCAGAAUUGAGGUUUAAGUUUUUUGAGAAUGGGAUUAGGAAUUUGGGAUGGGGAUUUUGUUCUACUGAUUCCAUUGUUCUUGGUUCAGCUCUUGUUCCUUUUGGUUUGAUUUAUCCUAAGAUUGCAAUUUUACCCAACAAUUUUGGUUGUAAUGACUGUUCGAAGAGGCUUCAUGUGCAAUUGAGUCUUGAGAUAUUAGAUGUAGCUCAGAAGCCCUUGGAAUGCAAAUGUUGUGAUCUUGAGCUUGUCAAUUUUAAACUUUUGCCUAGAAAUAGAUCCGAUAACGACGUUCUGCAUAUAUUGGAAAUUAUGAAUAAAAGGAAAGGAGGUAGCGCACUAAAUGAAAAGUUGUGGAGAAAUUUCAGUGAUGGAGUGAACAAUCUCCAGGUUAAGGCUUUGCAUAGGUUCAACGAUUUCAAGAAAUUCAAGGGGUAUCUAUCUGAUCCUAUACUUGUCCGUGAAUUUUCGACGAACCCUGGGAAAGCUAAGCUUGAAAGUUGUGAGUUUUUUGCAGACAAGGUACUGGAAAUGAUGGCAACUGAAUUGGGUGACUUUGUGCCCAGAAAAUCCGCACCCAUUUGGCAGAUUCUCUCUAGUUUUCUCUAUAGGGAAGGUUAUUGGGCAUUGGUGUCUCUUUCAAAUGACAGUGGACAUUCCCUUAUGGGUGUCCUUAAGCCUUUUACAAUUUCUUCUGCUCUUCUAUUUAUUACAAAUGACGAGUUCUGCCCGCAGAUGAUAGUGGAUCAGUUUGAUGGAGGCAAUGUGACUCCAUCAAGUUCAAAAACGAAAAAUGAGAUUAAGCAUUCCGGUAAUAAUGGGAAAAAGAUGAGGAGCAAAAGAAGUAUGAAGUUUCUCCAAGACCAAACAUGGAGCAGCUUCUGUGCUGCAGCAUUUGAAAAUUCUGGGUUAGAAUUGGAAGAGGCCUAUUUUUCCAGGGGAUGCAAUAACUCAAAAAAGUUGAGAUUUCUGAAAUGCUGGAUGAAGCAGAUUAAGAGGUCUAACUGUUCUUCACCUGUUAUAGAGGAGAAGUCCAAUCCGCUUAAGGAGGUUCAAAUUGGCAUCAAUGACAGAUUGACUGAGUUGCAUCAAGAAAGCGAACAGCCAAUUUUGUCUGCUUCAGCUGGAGAAACUUUUUUAAAUGAACCUUCCAGAAUUCAGGAUGAAUCUGCAGCUGAAUUUCAGCCUGAAGCUUCUGAAAGUUUUCUCAGUAGUUUGUUGAAUAAAAUCCAACAAGGGAUUGAAUCUGAGGCAGUAGACUUGGGGGCUUUGGCCCAGCGUCUUGUGUGUUCAUCUAUUUAUUGGUUAAAGAAAAAAUGUGAGGUAGAAACCACUUCCGAAGGUCAAUCACCUGUUAUAUCAUCUCAAGAUACCGCUGGUAGUUUUCAUACUGAAGAAUUGCUAAAGCUUUUACUAAAGGACCCCAAGGACUUGAUCUCAAAGUGCAGAAGUAACGAUCCACCCAUUCAGUCCUCUGAAGUUUCAUCAGAAAAGAUAAUUAGAGAAUAUGAAUUGCAAAUUUUGUUUCGGAUGGAAAUACUACAAUCAGAGAUUCGAGAGAGCAUUGGAGAGUCUUUGAAACAGAAGUUUGUGAAACAGAUAUGCUUGCUUCUAGAGACCAUUCAGUGCCAUUUGGAGGGAGGCUUCUUUGGUGAUUGGAGCCUAGAUAGUUAUGUGGAGAAGUUCAUAAAAGCCAGGUACAGUGCCACUCUUGAAGAUGUAGUUCAUAAGAUCUGUAAAAAAAUGGACCUAUUGCUCUUUGCUGAUGAGGAUUUACCUCCCAAUUGCUUACUCAAUAGCGAGGAUAGCAAUCAAUCUUGGAAGGAAAAACAAGAGAAAGAUGAAGUGGGAGAAAAUAUUUUAUUUAGUGAACCAGUAUCAGCAGAAGAUGAGUCCCAUCAGCUGCUUGAACAUGGUCGUAGAACACAAGGAAUGGCUCAAGAGCUUGCUCGCAGGUUAACUGAAGCUCAAGAGAGGAGAGAAAGAGCUCGGAGAUUUUCUUCUUUUACUAGCUGGGUGCCUGAUUUACAGAGAGUUUGGGCUCCAAAGCAGCCCAAGGCUGUGAAACCGAGGUCAAAUUCACUUCCAAAGCCGUCAAAAAGGAAGAAACAUGUAGAGGAAAUCAAUGACACAGUAUGCGAAACUCCAGUGACAGAAAAGAAGCGUUCAAAUUCACGACGGAACAGCUUUGAUUCGCAGUAUAACAGCUUCGACGACGAGUUCAGUAGUCAGUCAUGUGCCAGUGUUUCCAAGGCAUUGUUUCAAGACGACCUGUAAAUUAGAUCCAGUCAAGGAACAUUUUUCAGGGAGACACUUGGUUUAAACCAGCAACUAUUUGUAAGAAUCAUUAUUAGAGUUGUACAUUUUCUUUCCAAGUUUAGUUUAUACUUUAUACCAGUUCUUUGUGAAAAUAUGUAUUAAAAUUUUCAUUUGGUGAAAUGAAUAAUGUCAACAUAAAGUUAAGAAAAAAAAAACCAGUUAGGAAAUUUAUUGACUUAUUUAUUUAUGUAUUUCGGGGUUCCUAACACUAUGGAAAGUACUAAUAGUUUUUUUUGGACCAUGAACAUCAUGAUUGUUUAUCUUAUUGUCUCUCUAGGCAAU
Messenger RNA from Humulus lupulus (European hop), 3862 nucleotides. RefSeq lists its product as uncharacterized. Gene Ontology annotation, biological process: regulation of DNA-templated DNA replication initiation; mitotic DNA replication checkpoint signaling; response to ionizing radiation. The transcript is spliced from 3 exons. The record is from RefSeq and is a predicted model, not a curated record. NCBI's taxonomy places the organism in Eukaryota, Viridiplantae, Streptophyta, Magnoliopsida, Rosales, Cannabaceae. Gene Ontology annotation, molecular function: chromatin binding. Gene Ontology annotation, cellular component: nucleus. The coding region runs from base 548 to 3538 and encodes 996 amino acids.